UUAACACUAAGUGUAUAAUUUGAAAAGAUUGAAAUUUUUUGUGAGAAUAUUGAGUUCAAGUGGUUAGAAUAACAGUCGAUCUGGUAUAAAAGAAGGUAUAUUCUGAAAGAAGAACAGAUUCAAAAAUGAGAAAAGAGAAGACAAUUGUACGACCUACCAAAGUGUCUAACGAGCCAAAGACACGCAAUAUCUACAACGGUGAUAUUGGAAAAAAGACAGAACUGGUUCGCGUAAAGAACUUUAUAUCGCAGAAACAACUUCCGGACACUCUUCAUUUGACGGCAAACCGUUCCGCAUGUCCUGGAACUGUAUGUCUCGGAUCAUUGAUGCAGAAUUCUGGAUCUAGGAAAGAUAAUACGCGAACGAAUACCGAAAUUUUUUCCCAGGCAGUGAAAUUUAUCGAGGAAUAUUAUAUGCAACAGAAGAAAACUGUUGAUGAAGUAGAUAUUCGUCUUGACCAAAUUUCGCUGGAGUUGAGUGCAACUGGGACUUACACGUUAACUUCCAAAGAAUUAGAAUUCGGGGCUCGCACAGCUUGGCGUAAUGCAUCACGAUGCAUCGGUCGAAUUCAGUGGCAAAACCUAAACUUAUUUGACGCUCGUCAUGUUCGCACCACUAGAGAUAUGUUUGAAGCGGUCUGCAAGCAUAUAGAGUUUGCAACCAACGAAGGAAAUAUUCGAUCUUGCAUCACUGUUUUCCCACAACGUGUUGCCGGUCGAGACGACUUCCGAUUAUGGAAUCCUCAACUCAUCAGUUAUGCCGGUUAUUUGCAACCGGAUGGCAGUAUAAUUGGUGAUCCGUUUCGAGUUGCCCUGACCAGAAUAUGCGAAAGACUUGGAUGGAAAGGUAAAGGUGGUCGGUUUGAUGUGCUGCCUUUGAUUUUUUCGGCUCCAGGCGAAUGUGCAAAGUUUUAUGAAUUGCCGAAAAAUAUCGUGCUAGAAGUCGAACUUGAACAUCCAAAAUACGACUGGCUUGCUGAAAUGAACUUGCGCUGGUACGCGCUACCAGCUGUGUCAGAUAUGUGCUUCGAUGUUGGUGGCAUUGAAUUCUGUGCUGCCCCAUUCAAUGGUUGGUACAUGGGAACAGAGAUCGGUGCCCGUAAUUUCUGCGACAAGUACCGGUACAACUUGUUACCGGAAUUUGGCGAAAAGAUGGGCCUAUCGGUUGACGAUCCAACGUCGCUGUGGAAAGAUGAAGCUCUACUGGAGGUCAACAAAGCUGUCGUUUAUAGCUUCGCAAAGAAUAGAGUUACACUCGUUGAUCAUCAUACCGCAUCGCAGCAGUUUAUGCAACACAUGCAAAACGAAACGAAAAAGCGAGGCGGUUGUCCAGCUGAUUGGGUUUGGAUUGUUCCGCCAAUGUCCGGAUCAGCAACGGAAUGCUAUCACCAGGAAAUGGUCAACUACCAUUUGAAGCCAUCAUUCGAAUACCAAGAACCGGCGUGGAGACAUUAUGAAUGGAAAAAAGUUGAGAUAAAAACCAAAUUGUCGGUUGUUGCACGUACAGUUCGUACUUGUGUGCGGCUAAUGAGGGCGAUUAUUGCAAAUCGUGUAAAGGCAACGAUUUUGUUCGCUACGGAAACAGGUCGUUCUGAAAUUUUUGCUGAAAAAAUUUGCCAAAAACUCUCGUCGUCAUUAAAUGUUGAGCUGAUCUGUAUGGACAAUUAUGAUAUCAACCAGUUGCCCGAGGAACGAUUGCUUUUUGUGGUGGCAUCGACGUUUGGCAACGGUGAUCCACCAGACAAUGGAAAAUCAUUCUGGAAAUCACUCUGCAACAUCCAAAAAACGAGAAGCGAUUUCAAUCUGAACAACUUGAUGUUCUCUGUUUUCGGUUUAGGCUCUUCGCUCUACCCGAAAUUUAACGCUUUUGCUAAAAAUAUUGACAAAAAAUUGCGAGAGUUGAACGCCAAAUCGUUGAAACCAAUUACAACUUCUGACGAAAUGAAAGGACAGGAGAAACUGUUUUCGGUCUGGUGUGACGUAGUUUGCUCCAAAGCACUCAACGUUUUUGGUGUGAUAGAAACUGGCGAUGUUGAUCACAACGACGAUGAGAUUGUAAUUGACGAUACUGAAUCCUUUGGAACUGAAGUAUUUGAUGGUUCACGAUAUCGUGUCAUAGUCCUGGACAAUGUUAAAUCUGUUAAAGAACAAAAAUACCAAUCGGGCCUGGCAGCAGUUCAUAGCGAUCGCCGCUAUCCGCCUUUAUUACCCAUGAAAGUAGUGUCACGGAACUAUCUUCAACCAUUCGACAAUAAAUUCGAUAAGCAGUCAAUGUUGGUUCGCCUCCAGCCGAUGAACCUAGCACAACAGCUAUCAUACAAACCAGGCGAUCAUCUAGGCGUGUUUCCUCGGAAUUCACCAAAUGUUGUAGAUGCAUUAAUGCAACACCUCCGCGAUACACAGUUAGUCAAUCCACAGUACUUGGAGAGUGCUGUUUUAGAAGUGCAGCAUACAAAAGAUAACAUCAACUGGAUAUCACAAAACCGGCUACCACCAGUUACACUACACGAAGCAUUAACAUGCUACUUGGAUAUAACUUCAACACCAGGACAACGAUUCCUCGCGUCGAUGUCGAUGAUGGCUACUGACGAAGCUGAAAAAACCCGCUUGAAUCAACUCGCUCAAGUACCGGAAGAGUACAAAAAAUGGAUAAUGUCAAAUUAUCCAAGUUUGCUUGAUGUACUACUCGAAUUUCCAUCUGUACGCAUUACACCCGAAUUCUUACUAUCACGUCAACCAUUAUUAGCUCCACGCCUAUACUCAAUCAGUUCCUCAUUAAGCGCCCAUCCCAAUGAGGUUCAGCUAACGAUGUCUUUAGUUCAGUUUUCCGCUCACAAAGGUCCUGCCGGUGCAAAGAAAUUCGGAGUUUGCACAUCAUUUUUCGAUAGACUACCAGAACAUAAAGUUCACUGCUUUGUACGUCCGUGUGCCAGUUUCCGAUUGCCUGAUGACAGUUCAGUUCCUAUUAUACUUAUCGGUGCUGGAUCUGGAAUUGCACCUUUCCGCUCAUUCUGGCAAGAACGCGAAGCGAUAGCCAAUGAAUCGGGAAACAGCUCUCUGGGCAAAUGCAUUUUAUUCUUCGGAUGUCGAUCAAGGGACAUUGACUACUUGUAUGAAGAAGAACAUGCGAAACUUCUCGAACGGGGAAUUUUACACAACGUUUUCGUCGCUUUGUCACGCGAAGACAGAAGAAUCUAUGUUCAAGAUGAAGUGUUCGAACAACGAUCUUUGGUAUUAGAUUUACUGGAGCGACAAGGUGCUCAUGUGUAUGUUUGUGGUGAUGCUGCAAUGGCGGAUGGAGUACGAAAAUCGCUACAGAAGGUGUACACUAGCGCAGCGUCUUAUAACGAAUCAGAAGCUGAAAAUGCUGUCGACGAUUUGUUCAACGAUAACCGGUACCACGAAGAUGUAUUUGGAGCGUUGCAUUCCUUUUAGGUUUUAGUCAUUUAGAUUUAGAGGUAAGGCUGAAUGGAACGGUUUACUAUUUCGUAAGUGGUAGGUGGCAUCGUUUUACUUAAUUUAAUAUUUCAUUAUUCAAGUGAUUUAAGCUGCAAGUGCUAGUAUACAUACUAUUAGGGAUAUAAUUAUAAUUUCCAUAUUCUUAUAUUAAACAAUUUUUCAUAAAGA
Messenger RNA from Bradysia coprophila, 3626 nucleotides. Its product is annotated as nitric oxide synthase, inducible-like. The record is from RefSeq and is a predicted model, not a curated record. Gene Ontology annotation, biological process: nitric oxide biosynthetic process. Lineage: Eukaryota; Metazoa; Arthropoda; Insecta; Diptera; Sciaridae. Gene Ontology annotation, molecular function: calmodulin binding; flavin adenine dinucleotide binding; heme binding.